GUUAGGGGAGAAUGUUUUGAUUUUGGGUUUAGUCAUAGAAUUGAAAGAAAGCUAAUGAAUUAAUGAAAAAGUUAUCUAAAUGUGGGUAGCUUAGUGCUAAAUUGAAGUAAAUGGACCAACAGCAGAGAGGUAGAGGGCGUGGAAUUCCGGCUCAAAACGUUUGGGCUACCCGAGCUGAAACCCAUUCCAGAAGUACGAAUACCGGUCGGCAACAGAAUACUAAUAAGCAAUCAAUCAAAGAUAUUCCUAAUUCAACAAGGAAGUUCGAAGAAGCAUGUGCACAAAUAAAGGCCAGCGUUGACAAACAUGUAGCCAAGCUCACUGAGGAACUUAGUGAUUCGGGCUCAGAAGAAGAUGAAACUAAUAAUGAUAACAGCAUUAUUUCAACAGUCCUUAAUCUUUAUGGCAAAAGUAGCAAUGAGCUUGGAAAAAUUGAGCAGGUUCUAAAAGAUAGUCUUAGAAGUGGAACAUCCGUGUGCUUAAUUUGUAUAGCUUCUGUUAAAAAAUCUGAUUUUAUUUGGUCUUGCACCAAAUGCUACUGCAGUCUUCACUUGCCCUGUAUUCAAAGAUGGUCAAAAGAUAGUAUUUAUUUUCAAACUGAGGCUGCAUCAGAUCAGUUAGCUCCAGGCCAACUCGUGGACCCUAGAAAAUUCAACUGGUGUUGUCCUAAAUGUCGAGCAGAAUAUCCUCAAGGAUCAAUUCCAUCAAGAUACUUUUGCUACUGUUUGAAAACUCAGGAUCCCCGAUUUGAUCCUUGGCUUGUUCCCCAUUCUUGUGGAGCUAAAUGUGAAAAGUUAUUGCAGCCAGAGUGCAAACAUACGUGUCUCCUUCUCUGCCAUCCAGGUCCGUGUCCGCCUUGUCCCCAAACGGUCUCAGUCUCGUGCUUUUGCGCGAAAUCUCCAGUGGAAACUCGCCGUUGCAGCUCACAGACAUGGUCUUGUGGGAAAAAGUGUUCAAAACUAUUGUCGUGCAAAGAACACAGGUGCGAAGUUAUUUGUCAUUCUGGUAUUUGUCCACCUUGCCCGAAAAAGAGCUCUCAAAACUGUUUAUGUGGCUCAAAAAAGGAAGAAAGACCCUGCCACUCUAUUGAAUUUCAAUGUGAUAAGGUCUGUGGAAAGAUGCUGGAUUGUGGUCAUCACAGAUGUGAAACUAUCUGUCACGCUGGAAAGUGCGCAACCUGUCCUCUAGCGUUGCCACGCACUUGUCCAUGUGGGAAAAAGGCUGUAACAGUGGCAUGCACAGUAGAGGUCGGCGGAUGCGGAGAUACUUGCGGCAAAUUGCUAGAAUGCGGCAUUCAUGAGUGUGCCGAAAGAUGCCACAAAGGGAAAUGCGGGACCUGUUGGCAAAUGCGAGUUCAAUCUUGUCGUUGUGGCCUAAAGAAAAAAGAACUUCCGUGCUAUAAAGAAUUCCAGUGCGAGACGAAGUGCAAGCACGUAAAAGACUGCAGACGUCAUCCUUGCAACCGCAAAUGCUGUACCGGUUCUUGCCCUCCGUGCGAUCAGGUUUGUAAUCGGCCACUUGGAUGUAAAAACCACAAGUGCACGAGUAGAUGUCAUCAAGGUCCAUGCUAUCCUUGUGACCGAACUGUCGACAUUACUUGUUCAUGCGGUCGGACCAAAAUCACAGUUCCGUGUGGGCGCGAAAAACAAACCAAACCUCCAAAGUGUUCACUUUCAUGCACCAAGCCACCUGAUUGCCACCAUGAGAGUCGCACGAAACAUGUUUGUCACGCGGGAUCUUGUCCGCCAUGCAAACAAACUUGUCUAAAAGUCUCAGAACGCUGCGGUCACAUAUGUAAAGCGCCAUGUCAUACGUCGGUUUUAGUUCAAGUCGCUGCUCCUAGUCAGCAGAGAGCUGGUCCAUGGGAACCCGAACAAGCGCCUAAGAUGGAAAUCAGAAAGCUACCGUGUCCUCCGUGUCCUGUACCUGUACCAGUGACUUGCUUGGGAGAACAUGAAACGGCCGAUUGGCCAUGUCAUUUGUCUGUACCAUCCUCUUGUGGUCGACCGUGUGGGCGUGAACUCUACUGUACAAACCAUACCUGUAUGAAAUCUUGUCACGUGGUGUCUGUGAAUCCCAGAAAUUGCCAGCAAUGCGAGGAGGUUUGUUCAAAGAAUCGACCCGAGGGCUGUACCCAUCCGUGUUCUAGGGGGAAAUGCCACCCCGGUCCUUGCCCGACUUGCACCAAACUGAUUAAACAUAGCUGCCAUUGUGGACUCAAUCCCCAACUGGUUCGCUGUAAUGAGCUGAGCGACUCUAGCGCUCCAGGCAGCACUCCUAGCCGAGAACAACUACUUAGCUGCAAGGAUCGCUGCCCUAAGUUAUUGCCUUGCAAACACCGAUGUCCACUGUCUUGCCACUCCGGUGACUGUGCCGCUCAACUGGAUUGCGUCACUACUGUUCACGUGAGCUGCCCUUGCAAGCGUAUUAAAAAAUCCAUGGCAUGCAACGUCCGUUCAAAGCAGCCGGCUAUGUCGUGUGAUGACAUCUGUCGUCGUAAGAAAGAUCAGGAGUUAAAGUUAAAAGAGGAGAAGGAACGCGCCCAGCGAGAAGAAGAGGAAAAACGCAACCGAAUCGAAUUGGAGCAAUUCCAGCGCAAGUUCGACAAACGGCGCAACAAGGAUCGACGGCGCCCCGAUGAGCCAUCGGCUCCACCCUCGCGUCCCAUUCAGUUCUACGUUCUGGUUGUUGCUGUAAUCCUGGUGGCCAUCAUAAUGGCUUUUAUGUGGUCUCGGGUUUAAGAGGGGAUUCAACAUUAAUAUCAAUCAAUUUCACUGGGGGCUUACAGGAAGGGGAAAAGAAUAAACGCUAUUGCAACCUUA
Molecule: messenger RNA, 2822 nt
Organism: Daphnia carinata
Lineage: Eukaryota; Metazoa; Arthropoda; Branchiopoda; Diplostraca; Daphniidae
Product: NF-X1-type zinc finger protein NFXL1-like
Exons: 14
Coding region: 111-2741 (876 amino acids)
Biological process (GO): regulation of DNA-templated transcription
Cellular component (GO): nucleus
Molecular function (GO): RNA polymerase II transcription regulatory region sequence-specific DNA binding; zinc ion binding; DNA-binding transcription factor activity, RNA polymerase II-specific
Source: RefSeq, a predicted model, not a curated record